GAUUUCCUCGGUGGUGUCGCUCCAUCGUGACAUCAUGAAGCAGGGCCGAAGAGCACUGGAGACAGGGUGAAGCCUCCCGUGUGUAACAGUGAUCCAGAACAUCGGCUGAACUCUUAGUUGUAGCCAUGUCAUUAAUAAGCUUAACGUCUGCGCACAGAUUACGAUCAGUCUACAGAUUGCAGAGAAUACAAGGACACAUGAUGUCCAGUAAAGCCGUGUCUGAGGUUCUGUUUGAGAAAGUUGGGAACACUGGAGUCAUCACACUAAACAGACCCAAAGCUCUCAAUGCUUUCACUCUCACCAUGAUCAGACAAAUUCAACCUCAGCUCAAGAAAUGGGACAAAGAUUCAGAAACAGACCUGGUGAUCAUUAAAGGAGCGGGAGAGAAGGCAUUCUGUGCUGGGGGAGACAUCAGAGCUAUCACAGAAGCUAGAAAAGCAGACGAUUCUUUUACUCAAAUCUUCUUCCGUGAGGAAUAUAUUCUUAACAACGCUAUUGCUACGUAUAAGAAACCCUUUGUGGCUCUAAUUGAUGGAAUUACAAUGGGAGGAGGUGUGGGUAUUUCAGUUCAUGGACGGUUUCGUGUUGCCACUGAGAAGACACUGUUUGCCAUGCCAGAGACGGGCAUUGGUUUGUUCCCUGAUGUUGGUGGCGGCUACUUCCUACCUAGACUUAAAGGCAAACUAGGCCUUUUUCUUGGCCUGACUGGGUUCCGCCUCAAAGGGAGAGAUGUUCAGAGGGUCGGGUUGGCUACUCACUUUGUGCAGUCCGACAAGAUUGCGUCUCUUGAGAAGGAUCUUGUUGAUCUGAAGUCUCCGUCGGACAGUGAUGUGGUUCAACUGCUGGAUUCUUAUCAACAACAGAGCAAUCUGGAUGCUGAGAAACCUUUUGUACUUCAAGAACAGACAGAGGCCAUCGACAGGCUCUUUUCAGCUGGAAGUAUGGAGGAGAUCAUGGAGAACCUAAAGAAAGAUGGCUCUGCUUUUGCACUCAAACAGAUUGAGACUCUGGCCAAAAUGUCCCCAACCUCUCUGAAGUUAACUUUCAGGCAGAUUCAGGACGGAGCGAGAAUGAGUUUGCAGGAGGUGUUGGUGAUGGAGUAUAGACUCAGUCAAGCCUGUAUGAGAGGCCACGAUUUUUUUGAGGGAGUCAGGGCAGUGCUAAUCGAUAAAGACCACAGUCCAAAGUGGAAACCUUCUACCCUGUCUGAGGUCUCCGAGCAGGCUAUAGAAGAAUGUUUCAGCUCUCUAGGUGAAAGAGAUCUCAAACUAUAGAAAUUCCACUCAAAAAUCCUAUAAGUUGCUUUCACAAACCUCUGAAAUUUAUCAAAGAAAUCUGCAUUGUUAUUUCUAUCAGUAUAGCUGACGUAUGCAAAAAUAAUCUUGAUGCUUGCAGCUGAAGCAAACGUUCCUCUGAGACUAUGGGGUUCUACUGAUCCUUGUGAUGAAAUGAACAAUGCUAGUUUCUUACAGAAAUUGCAUUUUCUUUGUCCCAUUACCCUGGGAAAUGGCAUUUAGAGUAAGCUAACAACUGAGAGAAGUCUAGUCAUAUUUUAAAGGUAAAGUUCUUCCAUAAAUGAAAAUUUUGUAAUUUACAACUUCUUUUAAUAUUACAAUGCAGGUCUUUCCCGCAAAAUAACAUCAAAGACUUUUUACAGAUAUUCCAGUUUUGAUUUCUACAGAAAAAAGAAAAUAACUGCAAAAAGGUUCAAAAUUUCAUGAAGUUGAGAAUAAUGACAGAAUUUCUGUUUUUGGUUGACCUACAGAAAAAUAUGAAUUUGCAGCACUCUUGUUGAGGUGAAUAAUGUGCUGGGAAGCCUAUUUUGCAUACUUAUUCUUAAAACCGUCUUUUACACCCAUACUGUGUAAGCAUUUGUGUAAACCCUGUGGUAAGAAAAUGGCAGACACUCAUUUUUGCACAUGCUGCAAUCCAUGAUUAACCCUGACAACCUUAACACAUACCCUGGCCACGUUUCAGUAUGGUGGGAUUAAAGUACUGUCAUGUGAUGCAUAAUAUGACUGCCAUUAACCACAGUGUUUACUCCACAAGCCGUUCCACUGGCCUAGACUAGAGAGAUUCAAGCCUUUGACUAGAAUAAAUCUGAUUGAUUUUUGAGACAACCGUGAUGCCUUGAAUUCAAAUUAUUUGCUUCUUUUCUUCUUUUGCCCAUAUAACUGUGUGGGUGUUCAUAAAAGGUGUGUGACCUAUAUUUGUGCUAAACGAAACAUAAAAUGAUUGUAUUGUAUCUCUGUUUUUGAAAGUAGAUAUGGCAUAAAAUUUCAGUGUGCCUACAGUGCAUCUCAAUAAAACCAACAGUGAAAAUA
Molecule: messenger RNA, 2324 nt
Organism: Puntigrus tetrazona (Sumatra barb)
Lineage: Eukaryota; Metazoa; Chordata; Actinopteri; Cypriniformes; Cyprinidae
Gene: hibch
Product: 3-hydroxyisobutyryl-CoA hydrolase
Exons: 14
Coding region: 126-1274 (382 amino acids)
Biological process (GO): L-valine catabolic process
Cellular component (GO): mitochondrion
Molecular function (GO): 3-hydroxyisobutyryl-CoA hydrolase activity
Source: RefSeq, a predicted model, not a curated record